GCCAUCUAUUAUCAAAGUUAUAAUAGAAAUUGAAUUGUACCUUUGGCAUUUUGUCAUAGAUGUUGUCACUAGUCUGUUUUAAUGUGGUAUUUCCAUAAUUAAGGAGAUAUAAAAAAGUUUAAUAUAAAUUACAAAUACCAUGACUCAGGGCAAUUGGACCGACAGUCUGUUAUUAUUGGGAUACAUGUUUUGCCACAAUUUAUACAGUUUUCUUUAUCUUUUUUAUAAUAUAUUAUGCAUCAUUCGGUGUCAUACUAUAAGAGACAGCUCCUAUUUUCACUCGUAACUCUCAGUUGAUCGGAGUGGGGUGGACGGUUAUUUCAUACGGUGGUUAAACUAUAGACAUUACGUGAAAGAAGUGUCGAUUCAUUUGGGCAGAAUUAGAUUUAGAUUGGCCCGAUCAUCAAUCUACUGUCUAGCGAGAGAACCACGGUUCCCGCUAUGGUGGCAGUAGCUGUUAUGCUUCUUCAAGGAAUGAUGGGAAGAUGGCGACGUAUUUGAAGCGAACGUCAAAAUUGUUUGAUAUUUCUUUGUCACAACCGUCGGUGGACAUUAGUCUUCGAGAUCUGAUAUGUCCAGUGUGCCGUAGCAUCUUGAUCGAGCCAGUAACGUUACCGUGCACACACAGUUUAUGUUUACGAUGCCUGAAAGGUACUUUUGAACACAAUAGCCUAAGCUGUCCUCUCUGUCGAAUACGAGUUGGUUCUUGGCUACGUACGGCGACCAAGACCGAAACACUAGUUAACAACGGUCUCUGGGAACUCAUCCGAACGAAAUUCUCAAAAGAAGUUCAGGACAAAUAUAACGGCGACGACAAAGACAUCGAAUUGGAUGCUGAGUUUGCUGCUGCUAAUAAAAUACUCAGUGCAGCUGGAGAAAUUCGUAGAGAAUAUGAAGUACAACUUCAGAUGGCUGAAGAGGAAAGACAAUGCCAACGAAAGGCUGAACAGAUGGCCAGUGAGGCUUUGAUUCGCAAAAUUCAGGAAGAAGAGCAACAGCAACAAAUGGCUCAAUUGGCUCAAGAUCAACUGCUUGCCAAAUCACUAGUAAAAAAACAAAUUGUAGAGAAGCAUAAAGAUGUCAGCAAAUGUUACAAUGAUUAUCCUAGCACGUCUAGUAGUUCUUUGCAAACAUCAAAAUUUAAUGCUGUUACUAUGAUAGACGUAAAUCCGUAUAGAUUGCAAUUUCACACUUCUGAAUGUGAAAAGGAGACUCCAGUAGAAUAUCAAGAUGGCUCAGGGUUAAGGAGACAGAAUAUUGCACUUAUAUCUAAAAUACAUGUAGAUAGGCAUGCUUCUAAUGUAAAAAAUAAUGACUUAUCGAAUGAAUCCAAUGAUAGUACGAAUAAAUUUUGUUGUCAGAAACAAAUACCUAUAUAUAAUGCUGUUACUAGAACUUUGAAGCAUCAUGCAGCAACAAAAAUUAUGGAACCUUGUACCUCGGACUGUCCUACAGAAACAACAAAGGUGUCUUUGAAAAUAUAUGGUACCCGAAGCAAGGAGGAAUUACAUGUACCAAAUGAUGUUGUAAAUAGCAAGAAGAAAAGUUUAGGAGUGGAAGUAUGUAUGACCUUGGGCGAUGAUGACGAAAGAACGGGAAGCGCUGAAAGCGCGGAUAGUCACGAUAGUAUCAAUCAAGAAAUUCACCAUUUCAAACCUAUCAAGGCUAUGCCGAGAACGCCAUUAAAAAUGUCCACAGACGGAAGACAAAUAGAUCCGAAAUUAAUUAGAGUUGUUCCUGUAUUAAAAAGAAUGUCUAAUGUGAUACCAAAACCUCCUGCUCAGGCACACUUAAAACGAAUUAUCGGUUGUUCAUGGAGUGCAUUUCGAGGUAAAAGUAAGCAGCAGUGUUUCAAAGAGAAAGAGGCGCGUAAGGAAGAUACGGAGUGCGUCGAGCAGAAACCUUCAACGUCCUAUAAUCAGCCACAAAUUAUUCCCAAGAAAUUAACGAAAGUUCAAACACACGACAAUGCGCAUAAACUGGACUUCGCGUCGGAGGUGUCGUUCGACACUAAUAAAAAUUACGCGAAAGUCACGAACAGAACAAUUAAUGGUACUAAAGUCGGUAAAAAGUUGACGUUGGAGGAGCAAAUGGACAUGGAUAAAAUACAAAAAGUGUGGAAGUCUCAUGUGAGAAACGGAAUGGUGUGCAAGUCGAAGCGUCAAAGAAACCUGUGGUCAAAAAAGGACGUUAGGAAUACGAAGUACGCGGACGAAACCGAAGCGAGAAACUCAACGUCGUCGUCCGCUUCUGUGAAGUUGAGUUCGCCGUGCGACGAGGAUUUCGAGAUGCAAGUGGAGAACAACAUCACGAUGGAAAAUAUCGCGGAGAGAAUAAAGAGGAGAAGGACGAACGCGGACAAGAAGGAUCCGAACGGGAUCUCUUCGUUGAAUCUGGAAUCUGAUACGAUCGUGAAGAAGAACACCAGGAAGAGAUUGUGCAGGAAAGAGGAUCUCGAAUACAACGUGACGGACGACGUUCCUGUUAUGGUGCAAAAGAGGAGUAGAUCGAAAUACGUGAGAAGCAAUUUCUCGAAAUCGAAACAGCGAAGAGUAUGCCGAUCGAAGCAGUCCAGCACGGAGAGCUCCGAGAAAAGUGACGCGUCCGUUAGUUCGAAUUGCAAUGUGACCAAUUUUGGAUUAAGAAGAACCGCGCGGAAAUCCGGGCACGCGAACAGCUCUUCCGUGAACAGCGAACAGGACGCGAUGUUCGGGAACGCGGACGACGGAAAUUACAAUUCCUCGGAGUCGUGCAGCGAACUGCAAGAGAACGUUACGGGGAAUAAUGAUGGUAACGGAACGGUGAUCAACACGGGGAGGAAUGUUCUUUCGGACGAGGAGAUAAUCAAGGAGCAGGAGAGAAUGGAGCGACUGGUUAUACAAGAAAGGGAAGACUUCGAGUUGGCGCAAAGACUGCAAGCGAAAUUCGACGAGAUGGAGAGAAUAGCCGGUCGUACCAGACGAUCCAGAAGAGCCAUCGAGAGCGAAUCUGUCCAGUUAGACUUAUACAAAAUCGACGUCGGCCGUGGUGUACAGAAAACAAUCGACUCGCAUACUGCCAAAUCAUCGACAACCCUCAAUCUUACCGUGAGCACAGAGGCUAAGAAACGCGGCAGGCCUUCGAAGCGCGUGAAAUAAAGCCAAGAUUCUACAUUCGUCAUUACAUCUAAACUGCGAACCCUCCAAACGGAUGUUCCUAUAAAUUGUAAAAAACAAAACAAAACAAAAAGAAACGAAAGAAACGAAAGAUGGAAAAGCGAAUUACCAAGGUUUGAAUUUCUUCUUGUACAAUAACUUUAAUUGUAUCUUAAUCGAAUUAUUUGCGUGGCAUCAAAUAUGUACCUGGAUAUGUUACUGCGACAGUGAAAAACGAAAAAGGAACACGGCGCGCGACAGGUAAUUACCAGAACGUUACAGACAGUUGUUUCUCAAACGUAUAUAAAACGCAUGUGUUUCGCAAUAGCUCUUUUCUCGAUUCAACUUCGCUAUUCUUGAUGAUGCAAUCCUCCGCGACGAUUAUAUCCGGAAGUCGAGAAUUUUCCCCGCGAACUUUUCUACUCGGUUCUCUAUACAUUAUUUCUCGAAAUGUUCUUAAUCGAGACGGUGCGCCGCGGUGCACAGUAUAAAUUCUCAACGUUGAAGUCAUAGCUUUAAAAAUUACUUCGUUUCAACACGAUCGAAGCGUGCAACAGUAUUUUAUCGUUUUAUCCCGACAUUAUGGAAUACGGUUUAAUGAAAAGUGAAAACAGGUGGUUCGUUUUCGAAACGAUCGCGUGACCCUUGUGUACCAUUUUUCGUCUCGUUCUCGUUUGAUUUUCGAGAAAGCGAGAAAUAGCAAAGAACCCGUUUCGCGGCGGAUAUAUACCGUGCGCGUGGUUACAUUUCUAGCGGCCUUCGACAUCGUGCUACGAUCAAAGGAAUUCAACGUACAGUUAUUAGGUUGGGUCAUAAACGAAUUCCGCCGUGGCCAUCGAAAAAUUACUAGCCUACAAAUUUCAGUAACGCUUAACGCUGGGAAUCCGGUAAAAUUUCAAUUCGACGGCGAUGCAAAAUACGGCGAUCGAUUAAUAUUAACCGUUGCAACGGUUCUCGAGCCGUCGAAACUAUUAAGAAACAGAAAGCAACGGAAGUUAUUUACGAUUCAACCUGAUAAAUUAGAGAAGCGAACGAACGAUCGACGCGCAAGCGUGCACUCGCAGUAAUCGACGCUCGCCGGCACACGCUUUGUUUACCAUUUCAUCUUAGAAACAUGCGCGCACUCUUUUCGAUUCGCUGAUCGAACACACACCGUAUAGACAGGUAUAUUUUUUUACAGAGUCGCCUCGCAUGACGAAUCUAUAACGCUUCCAAUCGUUUUCGUAAUAAUAUUUAGCGUUAAGUGCGCGGCAAGGGGGACAAGAAAAAGGAAAAUCGAAACUAUGAACGGGAGAAACGGGAUUACGAAGCUUCGGAACGUUUCCCGCGGGAACACCGUGACGACGCGUUGCGAUUUCCUCGUUGCCUCCACCCCCCCAGCUCUCGGCGAUGCUUUCCGUGCCGUGACCUCUGCCUUCAGAAGCCAGAAACACGGUUCCGUUUCGGGAUCUCCGGAAUCUCGGUGCUCCCGAUGAACUGCCCUUCGAAAUCUCGAGAAAAGGGAAAAGAGAAACACGAUAAAUGAAACACGAUUCGAAGUCUUUGA
Molecule: messenger RNA, 4680 nt
Organism: Nomia melanderi (Alkali bee)
Lineage: Eukaryota; Metazoa; Arthropoda; Insecta; Hymenoptera; Halictidae
Biological process (GO): double-strand break repair
Cellular component (GO): nucleus; site of double-strand break
Molecular function (GO): metal ion binding; ubiquitin-protein transferase activity; nucleosome binding
Source: RefSeq, a predicted model, not a curated record